AUGACUGAGGUGAAAUUCUUAGGCCAUGUGGUGUCUAAAGAGGAUAUUUCCGUUGACCCAUCUAAAGUGGAAUCUAUUAUAAACUGGGAAAGACCCAGGAAUGUCCCGAAAAUAAGAAGUUUUCUCGGAUUGGCAGGAUAUUAUCGCCGUUUUAUGGAGAAUUUUUCUCGAAUUGCUGCUCCUUUAACACGUUUGACUAAGAAGGGUGUUAAGUUUGAAUGGACCGAUGAAUGUGAAGCUGUAUUCCGGAGCUUGCAACAAAAAUUGACGUUGGAACCUGUACUUAUUAUUCCAAACAAUGAAGAUUGCUAUGUUGUCUAUAGUGACGCUUCCUCUAACGGCCUUGGAUGCGUUCUUAUGCAACAAGGAAGGGUCGUAGCAUAUGGCUUACGCCAACUUAAGCCAUAUGAGACAUGUUAUCCGACUCAUGACUUAGAAAUAGGAGAUGCUACUUGUAUGGUGCAAAAUUUGAAGUCUACUCCGACCACAAAAGUUUAA
This is a messenger RNA of Cornus florida, 498 nucleotides long. RefSeq lists its product as uncharacterized. NCBI's taxonomy places the organism in Eukaryota, Viridiplantae, Streptophyta, Magnoliopsida, Cornales, Cornaceae. The record is from RefSeq and is a predicted model, not a curated record. The coding region runs from base 1 to 498 and encodes 165 amino acids. The transcript has a single exon.